Molecule: messenger RNA, 6567 nt
Organism: Xiphophorus hellerii (green swordtail)
Lineage: Eukaryota; Metazoa; Chordata; Actinopteri; Cyprinodontiformes; Poeciliidae
Gene: gabbr1a
Product: gamma-aminobutyric acid (GABA) B receptor, 1a
Exons: 24
Coding region: 163-3156 (997 amino acids)
Biological process (GO): G protein-coupled receptor signaling pathway; gamma-aminobutyric acid signaling pathway
Cellular component (GO): membrane; G protein-coupled receptor heterodimeric complex
Molecular function (GO): G protein-coupled GABA receptor activity
Source: RefSeq, a predicted model, not a curated record
CCGGACCAGCGCUGUUUACGCGCGGAGCUGCUCGCUCAUUUACUGCAAAGCCAUAAUAACAGAGCCAUGCAGAGCGCGAGGAGGAUGCACCUUUCUGCCCACUAAUCCGACUCACUGGGAGGACUGGUCUGGACUGGGAGCCAUCGAACCGACAAUCCAGAAAUGGCGCGGAUAUUGUUUCUGAUUAUCCUCUGCGCUCUCCCAGCGCUCGUUGUGCCCAUACAUAAUUCAUCAGCGGGAGGCUGUGCCAUCAUCCGGCCUCCGCGGGACGGAGGGAUCCGCUACCGAGGCCUGACGCAGGAGCAGAUCCGCAGCGUUCGGAUUCUGCCUGUGGAUUAUGAGAUCGAGUACAUCUGCAGAGAAAACCGGCAGAUCGCGGGGCCAAAGGUCAGGAAGUGUUUGCCCAACGGCACGUGGACGGACAUGACACAGCUCAGCGUAUGCCUGCUGCAGUGCCCCAAGGUGUGGACGUCCCUGGAGAACGGCAGGGUGACGGCGCGGCCCCCGGGGCCCCCGGCGGAGGGGACGGUGCUCUACUACAGCUGCAACUCCGGCUUCACCCUGGAGGGCAGAAACAUCAGCCACUGCACCAAGCUGGGCAAAUGGGACGCCCCCAAACCCACCUGCCUCUAUGACAGAAACUACACAGGGAAGAAGAAGCUGUACAUCGGAGCGCUGUUCCCCAUGAGCGGCGGCUGGCCGGGCGGCCAGGCGUGCAUGCCGUCCGCUCAGAUGGCUCUGGACCUGGUGAACAACAGGAGCGACAUCCUGCCGGACUACGAGCUGGAGCUCAUCCACUACGACAGCAUGUGCGACCCGGGGGAGGCCACCAAGCUGCUGUACGACCUGCUCUACACCGAGCCCAUCAAGAUCGUCCUGAUGCCCGGCUGCAGCGGCGUCUCCACGCUGGUGGCCGAAGCCGCCCGCAUGUGGAACCUCAUCGUGCUGUCCUACGGCUCCAGCUCUCCAGCGUUGUCCAACCGCCAGCGCUUCCCCACCUUCUUCCGCACCCACCCCUCUGCCACCCUCCAUAACCCCACCAGGGUGCGGCUCUUCAAGAAGUGGAACUGGUCACGCAUCGCCACCAUCCAGCAGACCACAGAAGUCUUCACCUCAACUCUGGAUGAUCUGGAGCAGAGGGUGAAGGAGGCAGGCAUCGAGAUCAGCGUUCGUCAGAGCUUCCUCACCGACCCGGCUGUCGCUGUCAAGAACCUCAAGCGCCAGGAUGCCAGGAUCAUUGUGGGGCUGUUUUAUGAAACCGAGGCCAGGAAGGUGUUCUGUGAGGUGUUCAAGGAGAAGCUGUACGGGAAGAAGCACGUCUGGUUCCUGAUUGGCUGGUACGCCGACAACUGGUUCAAGAUCAAAGACCCGGCCAUCAACUGCACAGUGGAGAACAUGACGGAGGCCGUGGAGGGACACGUUACCACGGAGAUCGUCAUGCUGAACCCCGAGACCGUCCGCGGCGUCUCCAACAUGACUUCACAGGAGUUUCUGGGAGCCUUGAUGUCUCGUCUUGGGGGGAAGAACCCCGAGGAGACGGGCGGCUUCCAGGAGGCGCCCCUCGCCUUUGACGCGGUGUGGGCCCUGGCGCUGGCCCUCAACAAGACCGUGGCCCCCCUGAAGGCUAAGGGCCGGCGGCUGGAGGACUUCAACUACAACAACCACGACAUCACCUCGGAGAUCUACAGAGCGCUCAACACCAGCUCCUUCGAAGGGGUUUCGGGUCACGUGGUGUUUGACGCUCAGGGUUCCAGGAUGGCCAUGACCCUCAUCGAACAACUGCAAGGAGGAAGUUAUAAGAAGAUUGGUUACUAUGACAGCUCCCAGAUGAACCUGAGCUGGUUCAACAACGACGUCUGGAUCGGCGGGAAGCCUCCGGCGGACCGGACCGUGGUUCUGGAGGAGUACCGCCUCUUGUCUCAGAAGCUGUUUGCGUCGGUGUCGGUCUUCGCCGGCCUCGGCAUCCUGCUCGGCAUCGUCUGUCUGACCUUCAACAUCUACAACGGCAACGUGCGCUACAUCCAGAACUCUCAGCCCUACCUGAACAACAUGACAGCGGUGGGCUGCAUGAUGGCGCUGGCUGCAGUGUUCCCGCUGGGGAUUGAUCGGCACCACGUCAACAGACCGCAGUUCCCCGUCGUCUGCCAGUUCCGCCUGUGGCUGCUCGGCCUCGGCUUCAGCCUCGCUUAUGGCAGCAUGUUCACCAAGAUCUGGUGGGUCCACACCCUGUUCACCAAGAAGGACGAGAAGAAGGAGAAGAAGAAGCAACCCUUGGAGCCGUGGAAACUCUACGCAACAGUUGGAGUGCUGCUGGCCAUCGACUUCCUGUCCCUCAUGAUCUGGCAGAUUGUGGAUCCUCUGCACAUCACGGUCGAGAAGUUCACCAGAGAGGCGCCUAAAGAAGACCUGGACGUCCUGAUCCAGCCUCUGCUGGAGCACUGCAGCUCUGAGAAGAUGAACACGUGGCUCGGCGUGGUUUAUGGCUACAAAGGUCUGCUGCUGCUCCUGGGGAUUUUUCUGGCUUAUGAGACGAAGUCUGUCUCCACGGAGAAGAUCAAUGACCAUCGAGCCGUGGGGAUGGCCAUCUACAACGUAGCCGUGCUGUGCCUGAUCACGGCGCCGGUGACGAUGAUCCUGUCUUCGCAGCAAGACGCCUCCUUCGCCUUCGCCUCGCUCGCCAUCGUCUUCUCUGCUUACAUCACUCUGGUGGUGCUCUUUGUACCGAAGAUGCGGCGCCUCAUCACCCGCGGCGAGUGGCAGUCAGAGCAGCAGGACACGCUGAAGACCGGAUCGUCCACCAACAACAACGACGAGGAGAAGUCCAGGCAGCUGGAGCGGGAGAACCGGGAGCUGCAGAAGAUCAUCCAGGAGAAAGAAGAGAGGGUGUCUGCACUUCGCAACCAGCUGGCCGAGCGUCAGGCAAUACGCAACCGCCGCCAACCCACCUCAGGCCAGAAUCAGAACCACAACGCCCCGCCGCCCGCGUCCCAGACCGACCCCAAGUCGCUGCUUCCCCCUCCAGGAUACCCCAACCCCGCCGCGGACAAUCACUCCCUGCCGCCAUCCUUCUCCAACUCGUCCAGCCUCUACCCGGCGGACAGCAAGAUGAGCCGCAACCACUGUCACAACAGCCAGAUCCCGCUGCUCUACAAGUAGGCGGUGAGGCGGGGGGAGGCCGGGGGGAUCAGGGGGCACUGGGGGGUGAGAGGGUGGAGGGGGUGGGUGGACACACGAAACACAAACAGGACACGACUGUGACGGUCACUCUGCUGGGCAGGAGCCCACAGGUCAACCCUUCCUCACCGUUCUGCAUCCAAACCCAGAAACGAAGCACACAUGGCGGCCGCAGCGAGCGUCUCUGACCUCCAGAGGUCAGAGGUCAUCUGAACGUUCACGCUCUCCGUGGAGACGGGGAUGUUCUUGGAAAAACGUGCGUGUUUGUGUUUUUCUGCGAUUUCGUCUCUGUCUGGUGGGGUUUGUUCCUCAUGCAGUAGAUGGUUUUUAUCGUUCUGUGAUAUUCGAUCUGUUUCGUCAUGGAGGUGUCGUCUGAUUCUUUGUUCACUUUUCAGGAGAAAACUGAAAGUUACUGACUGAUAAAAGCAAUGUACAGAUUUUAUUCAACGUUCCCGGGAACACCACGUUUAUCCAAGAGUUGUCAUGUGAUUUAUUUAAUAGCCAUACCUUGAAGGUCAGGGGUCAGCAUGUGUGGAUGUCUGUUGUCCAUCCUGCAUUUCAAUAUAAACCUUGAUGAUAAAUGGAGAGCAGAAGAGACGAGCUGGGAUAUUUCUGAAGCUUCGUUAGUUUUUCAUGUUUCCUUUCUUGGGGAUUUUUAAUUUCUUGUAAUCUGAGAUUAUUCAGUUUUGAAAACACACACAGGCUCUUUAUUGGUCAGUUUUACUGAAGCCACACAUCCAGCUGAGUUUCUGACCCGGUUCUGGUCUUUUAAAAUCAAACAGAUGAGAAACUUCCUGCUUCAUUAAACCCUCAUGAGGGACGUGCAGCAUGUUGUUUCCUGAAGUUAAAUCAGCGGAAAGGAUCCGAUCAUAAUCUAUAAAUGAUGCCAGCGUGGCGUUUCACGUGAUUUAUUUCUCAUGUCGACACGCAGUGGAACGAGUCUGAAUGCAAUACCACAUUAUAUAAUAAUGUAAUAAGAUCAGACUUUAAAACGUAAUAAAACAUCAUUAAAACCGUAAUUAAUUAAUUAAACCGUAAAGUAAUAAUCGACACAAAAUCUAACAAAAUAUUUUGAGUUGAACAACAUGGUGGUUCUGAACCAAAAACUGCAUUUAUUGGCCAAAGUUUCAAUGUAAAUGUAGAUGUGAUUUACAAUAUGAUUAUUAGAAAUAUAAUGAUUAGAAUGAACAUAAACAGUUUAUGACAUAAUGUGCCACAUUAUUAAAUCAUCAUUUAUAAAAAAGAGCUACCCCCCUAUUUUUUAAUAGCACAAUCUAAUAAUAUUAUUACAUAAUGCGGCAGAAAGUAUUGCAAGGAUUUUAAUAAGUUUGGCAUCAAUUAUUACAUUUUUUUAAUUAUGUUUUUUUACAUUUUAAAAUCCAGUUGCUUUAUUUCACAAUGUGGCGUUAAAAGGACGACUGAGAGAGACUGACUGCAGAGGUGAGGAAGAGCGAGGGGCUGACAGCAGAACCGCUGCUGGUUCUGGACAGAUCAGAACCUCUGCCGGUUCUGGACAGAUCAGAACCUCUGCCGGUUCUGGACAGAUCAGAACCGCUGCCAGUUCUGGACAGAUCAGAACCGCUGCCAGUUCUGGACAGAUCAGAACCGCUGCCAGUUCUGGACAGAUCAGAACCGUAAUUGUUUGAAACAUGGUGGCAGGAUAAAACCUUAGAGACAUGAUGGGAUCUGAAGCUAAAGAUAAAAAAAAAAAAAAAAAAUUUGUCUCCAGGUGUCUCAGUAUAGAGACCCCCAGGGGUCAAAAGGUCGUGAUCACAGACUAAAUCAUUACAUGUGAAACCCUGUGGCUGAUAGAAGAGAGAAGCUCUGAUUUGACUGACACACACUUCUCAUCAUGAUGCUUUGUGUUGUGUUUCUACAUAAAGCUAACAAUUCCUACAGUGUCCUGAAUGCAUCGUUCCUGAAGCGCUGCCACCGACAAAGAUUUUUAUGCAGCUGAAGUUUCUCAUUUAUCGGAUUGUCUGACCUCAGUAAACAGCCCCAGGACUGUUCAGAGUUUCACACAACCUUCAAUAUAUAAAAUACUUUAACCGACCUUUGACCCCAGUCAUGUCGUAAAUUGGUUAUUCAGCGCUGGGUCAAGACUUGAGCAGCAGAAAAACGUUUAGUGAAUUAUUCUGAGUCCAGAGUAACGUUUGACUGCAGUUGAUCUCAGCUGGAUGUCAGAAAGAUGCAGUUUUAGAUUCAACAGCAGGAAAAACUCCUGAAACGGCCUUUAACUGAGCCAAACACUCUAAACAUGUUUCUUCACCUAAUUUAAACGUCUAAAUAAAAUGUUUAAGCUGCUUGACAUUUGCUCGGCUUCAGCUUAGUUUGCUCUCUUACUGCAGAAUAUAGAAGAUAAUAAUCAUAAAGUCCCGCAGUUGCAGCAGCACUUUGCUAAACGUCUCACACCCCUGAACAUUUUCACAUUUUAGCUUCAUCGUGUUUUACUGGGACUAUCUGAGAAAGUAGUCCGAAUUUUCAAGGAAAAUUUUAUAUUUUUCUAACUGAUUUAGAUCUGAAAAGUGUGGCCUGCCAGUGUAAAGAGCACCGGUGAGUGAAUAGCUUGUAGAAUGCAGGUGAAGCUCAGGUUUUCUUCCUGGACUGUCCUGAUUUAGCUCCAUCUGUCUACACAGCAUGAUGCUGCCACCACCAUGCCAACCACAGGCGACAUGAGGAAUGCUAGUUUCUCCCACACAUGUAGUGUAAAACGAUGACUAAAGGAGCUUCUUCUUUGUUCUGUUUCCCUUACGUGGCAAAUUGCCGACUAAUGGUUGCCAUGGCAACUUCUCACAUUUCUGCACUACUUCCUGCUGGCCAUGAAAUCCUAAAAAGCCGCCUGAGGUCUGUGGGAACACAAUGUGAAGGUCAGUGGGGUGUGAGAACUUUUUGCAAAGCUUUGUGAAUAAACGCAUGAUUUCUGUUGCACUUCAUCUCUGUGAGCUUUUUCUAAUUUUUAUGAAGAUGUUUAAAAACCAUAAAUGAUUUCAGGUUUUUUUUUUCCUUUUUGUCCUUGAACUUUUUGCAAACGUGUCAAAGUUAAAGAUGAAGGAAGAGAAUCUGUUUUUGUUCUGAAGGAACGACCAAUAAGCUCCAUCUGCAGGUUAAACAAGUUUAUCAGAUAUUCUCCAGCUGCUGGCUGUGAAGCUGCACUUUAUCCCAAACGAUGACGGAUGUUCAGUUUUAAAGUUUUUGCUCAGUGGGUCGGAUUGUGUAACAUAUGAAUGCAGCAAAACCACAAGAAAUGUUCUAUUGUCCUGCACAUACAUGCUAAUAAACAUGGAUUUGGGGAUAUUUGUACACACUAUAUCUAAAGAUCUUAAAUGUUAAUAUAUUUCAGAGUAUGUGUAUGCUAAUAUGUGGGUAAUAUGAAUAAAUAGUUUUUUCACUUGA